AUGUUAAAUCAAGCGAGAAUACCAAAGUUCAUUAUAUUCCCCCACCAUCCCGUAAAGAAAGACUCGGCGACCACACCCAUACGUAUUGUAUACGACUGCAGCUGCAAGUCAACACGAGAUUCCCCCACCUUAAAUGAGUGCUUGAUGAAUACCCCACCCAUCCUUAACGACCUAACAGCUAUAUUACUACGCUUCCGAUACCACGAAUUUGCAGUAUCCACAGAUAUCGAGAAGGCGUUUUUGAACAUCGGUCUACAUCCAGACGACCGUGACGUCACUAGGUUCUUUUGGUUAUCAGAUCCGAACAACCCAGACAGUCCACUACAGAUAUAUCGCUUCAAGUCAGUGCUCUUUGGAGCUACGUGCUCGCCGUUUAUAUUAAACGCUACAAUAACAAAACACCUUGCCUUACACAGAUGCGACGAUACAGAACGUAUUCAACAAGGAUUAUACGUCGAUAACAUACUUACCAGCGUACCAGACGAGUCUACACUGCUAGAUUUCUACACUAACAGCAGACAACUGUUCCAGAAAGCAUCCUUUAAUUUGAGAUCAUGGAGCUCAAACAACCCAGCUCUGCGUGAGAAAAUCAAAUCCGAUGGUGUGAGCGAUAAGGACAGAAAUACAAAGGUACUGGGCAUGCGCUGGGAUUCUUCAACAGACGAACUAUCAUUUCCACAAAGACUAAAGGGCAGCGUCGAAUAUCUGUGUUCUGACGAAACGUGUGAUCCUUCAAGAAUUUUCCCUCCAUUUAUGAUCCACUUGGAUUACUUAGCCCGAUCACCGUGA
This is a messenger RNA of Mercenaria mercenaria, 789 nucleotides long. RefSeq lists its product as uncharacterized. The record is from RefSeq and is a predicted model, not a curated record. The transcript has a single exon. The coding region runs from base 1 to 789 and encodes 262 amino acids. NCBI's taxonomy places the organism in Eukaryota, Metazoa, Mollusca, Bivalvia, Venerida, Veneridae.